AUGAGGGAUAUGAUUAUCGAGCAGAAUGACACCAUAGCUGCAAUUAGGAGGGAGAAUGAUGUUGUACCCCCAAAUAAUGGUAAGAAAGUUAAACUUGUUGUUGUUGAGUUAUCUGAUUAUGCUGCUUCUUGGUGGAAAAAGCUUGCUAGGGACAGAUUGCAAGAGGAACUACCACCUAUUGCUACGUGGGCAGAGAUGAAGAGGGUAAUGAGAAAGCGAUUUAUUCCAUCAUACUUCCAAAGAGAUCUACAAUCUCGCCUUCAACACUUGAAGCAAGGCUCCAUGUCGGUGGAUGAGUACUUCAAAAGCAUGGAUAUUAGGAUCCAAGCUAACUGCAUGGAGGAAGAAGAUGUUACAAUAGCUAGAUUUUUAAAUGGUUUAAAUACAGAAAUAGCUAAUCAAAAUAACUCAUGGAGAAGUCGACCAAAUACUAUCUCUAAGAAGCCAUGGUCAACUCAAGAUGGGAAAGCCCCCUCCAAACCUCAAGAUGAUAGAGGUAAAGGUAAAGUUGAGGAGGGAGGUAAAACCUUUAAUCCUAAAUCUUCUACACCUUCAAGUUCUAUUCAAUGUCACAAAUGUCAUGGAAGGGGACAUAUGAUGCAUGAGUGUCCAAGUAGAAGAAACAUCCUACUUAGAGAGAAUGGAGAAUAUGAGAGUGAAAAAAGUGAGGGGGAAGAAGAAGAGGGAGAAGGUGUAAGUGAGGAAGAUGAUUUGGAACUGCCUAAUGAUGGUAUAAUUGGGGUGGUUAGGAGAAUUAUGACUAUCAAUUUGGGUAGUGUUGAUGAAGGGCAGAGAGAGAAUUUGUUUCAUACUAGGUGUGAAAUAAAAGGGAAGACUUAUUCUAUGAUUAUUGAUGGGGGAAGUUGUGCAAAUGUGGUGAGUUCAUACUUGGUGGAUAAACUAGGAAUUGCAUGCAUGAAGCGCUCUACCCAAUAUAGGCUCCAAUGGUUGAAUGAUUAUGGAGAAGUAAAAGAAAACAAACAAUGCAUGAUUUCAUUCAAUGUUGGUAGGUAUGAAGAUGAAAUUCUUUGUGAUGUAGUUCCAAUGCAAGCAUGUCAUGUUUUACUUGGCCGACCUUGGCAGUAUGAUAGGGAUACUACUCAUCAUGGGAGAAAGAAUAGGUAUAGUCUUCUGCAUAAUGAUGUUUUUCCUGAUGACACUCCAAAGGGAUUACCACCUUUGAGAGGGAUUGAGCACCAAAUAAACUUUGUGCCUGGGUCUCAACUUCCUAAUAGGCUUGCCUAUUGGAGCAAUCCUGAAGAGACCAAAGAAUUACAAAGGCAAGUUGAAGAAUUGCUUGGAAAGGGAUUUGUUUGA
This is a messenger RNA of Solanum stenotomum, 1317 nucleotides long. RefSeq lists its product as uncharacterized. Gene Ontology annotation, molecular function: nucleic acid binding; zinc ion binding. NCBI's taxonomy places the organism in Eukaryota, Viridiplantae, Streptophyta, Magnoliopsida, Solanales, Solanaceae. The record is from RefSeq and is a predicted model, not a curated record. The coding region runs from base 1 to 1317 and encodes 438 amino acids. The transcript has 4 exons.